Messenger RNA from Acanthosepion pharaonis, 3876 nucleotides. NCBI's taxonomy places the organism in Eukaryota, Metazoa, Mollusca, Cephalopoda, Sepiida, Sepiidae. The record is from the annotation of a GenBank genome assembly.
AUGGUAGACUUUGUGGGCAAAGCCAAAUAUGAUGCCUGGAACAAGCUUGGCCAGAUGUCAAAGGACGAUGCCCAGUUGGAAUAUAUAAAAUUGGUUAAUAAGUUGGCUGCAGAAGAAAGUCCUGUCACAGAUACAGAGUCAGGCACAAUGAAACGAUACAACCAGCUGCUUGUAACCAAUGAGAACCGUAUCUUUAAGAUUGUUCUGAAUCGACCAAAGAAAAAAAAUGCCAUCACCUUAGAAAUGUAUUCAGAGCUUUGUCAGGCAUUAGAAGAGGCUACAACAGCUGAUUGUUCAGUAGCAGUGAUCACAGGUGCCGGUGAUUAUUUCUGUAGUGGAAACGACCUCAGCAAUUUCACCAAUAUUGCUCCAGAUGAAAUCAGUACUAUGGCACAGAAAUCAAGCGUUGUCUUAAAUAGCUUCUCUCUCCUCCUUUUUUUCUUUCUUUCUUUUUCUUUUUUUUUUGAUCCACCUUCUCUCUCCUCCCUUUUCUUUUAUGAACUUCUUUCUCUCUCUUUUCUUUCUUUUUUCUUUCUUUCUUUAUUUUUUUCUUUUUCUUUUUUGAUCAACCUCUGGAGAUAUUAUCAUCCAGUUAGUAGCUUCUCUCUCCUUUUCUUUUUUUCUUUCAAGAAUUUUUCUUUUUUUGAUCAACUUUCUGAGAAGAUUAUCAUCCAGUUAGUAGCUUCUCUCUCCUCCUUUUUUUUUCUUUCUUUUAUUUUUUUUUUUUCUGGAGAUUUUCAUCCAGUUAGUAGCUUCUCUUUUUCUUUUCUUUCUUUCUCUUUUAUUCAACCUCUGGAAUAUUUCAUCCAAGAUUAUCAUCAGUUUAGCUUCUCUCUCCUCCUUUUUUCUUUCUUUCUUUCUAUUUUUCUUUUGAUCAACCUCUUUUAUUAUCAUCCAGUUAGACUUCUCUCUCCUCUUUUUUCUUUUUUCUUUUCUUUUCUGGAUUAUCAUCCAGUUAGUAGCUUCUCUCUCCUCCUCUUUUCUUUCUUUCUUUCUCUUUUUCUUUUUGAUCAACCCCUGGAGAGAUUAUCAUCCAAUAUUUCAUCCAGUUUAGCUUCUCUUUUCUUUCUUUUUUUCUUUCUCUUUCUCUUUUUUGAUCAACCCCUGAGAGAUUAUCAUCCAGUUUUAGCUUUCUCUCCUCCUUUUUUUCUUUCUUUUCUUUCUAUUUUUCUUUUGAUCAACCUCUGGAGAUAUUAUCAUCCAGUUAGUCUUUUCUCUCUCCUCCUCUUUGUUUUCUUUCUUUCUCUUUUUCUUUUUCCACUUCUCUCUCCUUUUCUUUCUUUCUUUUAUUUUUCUUUUUUUUCAACCUCUUUAUUAUCCUCUUUUUCUCUCUCCUAUCUUUUCUUUCUUUCUUUCUUUUUUCUUUUUUUCAACCCCUCAUUAUCAUCAGUUAGUAGCUUCUCUCCUUCUCUUUUUUCUUUCUUUCUCUUUUUUUUUUUUCUUUUUUUCCAGAAUUAUCAUCCAGUUAGUAGCUUUCUCUCCUCCUCCUUUCUUUUUUUUUCUUUUCUUUAUCAUCCAUUUUCUCUCUCCUCCUCUUUUCUUUCUUUCUUUUUUUUUCUUUUUCUUUCUUUCUCUUUUUUUUUUCUUUUUGAUCAACCUCUGGAGAUAUUAUCAUCCAGUUUACUCUUUUUUCUUUCUUUCUUUUCUUUUUCUUUUGAUCAACCCCUAAAUUAUCUUUUUUUUAGCUUUCUCUCCUCCUCUUUUCUUUCUUUCUUUCUCUUUUUCUUUUUGAUCAACCUCUGGAGAUAUUAUCAUCCAUUAGUAGCUUUCUCUCCUCCUCUUUUCUUUCUUUCUUUCUAUUUUCUUUUUGAUCAACCUCUUCCUUAUUAUCAUCCAGUUUCUUUCUCUCUCUCCUUUUUUUCUUUCUUUUCUUUAAACUCUUUUUCUUUUUCUUUUUUCUCAACCCCAGAGAGAUUAUCAUCCAAUAUUAUCAUCCAGUUAGUAGCUUCUCUCUCCUCCUCUUUUCUUUCUUUCAUUCUUUCUUUCUUUCUCUUUUUCUUUUUGAUCAACCUCUGGAGAUAUUAUCAUCCAGUUAGUUUUUUUCUCUCCUCCUCUUUUCUUUAUUUCUUUCUCUUUUUCUUUUUGAUCAACCUCUGGAGAUAUUAUCAUCCAGUUAGUAGCUUCUCUCUCCUCCUCUUUUUUUUCUUUCUCUUUUUCUUUUUUGAUCAACCCCUAGGAGAUUUCAUUUUUAGUUCUCUUCUCUCUUCUCUUUUCUUUCUUUCUUUCUUUUUCUUUUUGAUCAACCUCUGGAGAUAUUAUCAUCCAGUUAGUAGCUUCUCUCUCCUCUUUUUGCUUCUUUUUUCUCUUUUCUUUUUUUCGAGAGAUUAUCAUCCAGUUAGUAGCUUCUCUCUCCUCCUUUUUCUUUUCUUUCUUUUCUUUUUCUUUUGGAAUAUUAUCUUUCAAUAUUAUCUUUUCUUUCUUUUUCUCUCUCCUCCUCUUUUCUUUCUUUCUUUUUUUUUGAUCAACCUCUGGAGAUUUAUCAUCCAGUUUUUAGCUUCUCUCCUCCUUUUUUCUUUCUUUCUUUCUCUUUUUGAUCAACCUCUAGAGAUAUUAUCAUCCAGUUCCUUUUUCUCUCUCCUCCUCUUUUCUUUCUUUCUUUCUCUUUUUGAUCAACCCCUAGAGAUAUUAUCAUCCAUUAGUUUUUCUCUCUCUCUUUCUUUUCUUUUUCUUUUUUUCUUUUUUCUUUUUUUUAUUAUCAUCCAGUUCUUAUUUUCUCUCUCCUCUUUUUUUUUUUCUUUUUCUUUCUUUUUGAUGUUUCUUUUUUAUUUCAUUUUUUUAGUUCUUUCUCUCUUUCUUUCUUUUUCUUUCUUUUGGAAAUUUUUUUUCUUUUUUUUUUUCUUUUAUUUCAUUCAGUUAGUAUUCUCUCUCCUCCUUUUUUCUUUUUUUCUUUCUCUUUUUCUUUUUUCUUGGAGAUAUUUUUCAUCCACUUCUCUCUCCUUUUUUUCUUUCUUUCUUUCUUUUUUUCUUUUGAUCAACCUCUGGAGAUAUUAUUUUCCUCUUUUUAGGUUCUCUCUCCUUUUUUUUUUUCUUUUCUUUCUUUCAACCUCUCUUUUUUCAUCCAGUUUUCUUUCUUCUCUCUUUCCUCUUUUCUUUUUCUUUUCUUUUCUUUCUCUUUUUUCUUUUGAUUCACCUCUGGAGAUAUUUCAUCCUUUUAUUUUUUUCUCUCUCCUACUCUUUUUUUUCUUUCUUUUCUUUUCUUUUUUGAUCAACCUCUGGAGAUAUUAUCAUCAGUUAGUAGCUUCUCUCUCCUUUUCUUUUUCCUUUCUUUCUCUUUUUCUUUUUGAUCAAAGGAAAAUCAUCCAGUUAGUAGCUUCUCUUCCUCCUCUUUCUUUCUUUCUUUCUUUUAAAUUUUUUGAUUUUUAUGGAAUAAUCAUCAUUAGUAGCUUCUCUCUCCUCCUCUUUCUUUCUCUUUUUUUUGAAAAAUUAAGAUAUUUUCAUCCAGUUAGUCUUUCUCUCUCCUUUCUUUUCUUUUCUUUUUCUUUUGAUCAUUUUCUUGGAGAUAAAUUCAUUAUCUUUCUCUUCCUCCUCUUUUCUUUCUUUCUUUCUCUUUUAUUGGAGAUAUUAUCAUCCAUUAGUAUUAUUUCCUCCUCUUUUCUUUCUUUCUUUUCCUUUCUUUUAUUCAACCUCUGGAGAUAUUAUCAUCCAGUUAGUAGCUUCUCUCUCCUCCUCUUUUCUUUUUUUUCUUUCUUUUUCUUUUUUGAUCAACUCCUGGAGAGAUUAUCAAGUUUAGCUUCAUCCAUUCCUCUUUUCUUUUCUCUUUCUCCUAAAUUUUUCUUUCUUUCUUUUUUUCUUUUCUUUUUUUCAACCCCUAGAGAGAUUAUCAUCCAGUUAGUAUCUUUCUCCUCUUUUCUUUCUUUCUUUCUUUCUUUCUUUUAA